GCAGCCCGACCACAGGGGAAUAAACCGUAAACAGCCCGAGCCACAUAGAGGCCAAUGUACAGAACCAGUGCACGUUGGACGUUGUCUUCUCAGUGUCCAAAAAAAAACAAAAAAAAACCUUUUUGAAUUAUUAUUUUUUUCUGUGGUGAAUUUGUAAAAGGAGCUCCUUGUGGGAAGUGGUGUCCCUUAUUUUGGAAACUUUCUCAUUGGGCCGCGGUGGGGAGCGCACUGUACGCGAAGGCAGUGUCUCACUGCAGCUUUCCGUGCAAACAGGUGGAUUACUGGUCGCUUCUGAAGGUAUAUCUGAAGCCCCGGCAUGCCAGCCCCCCCUCCUCCCCCUCCGCCUCCCCCGGCGGCACCUCCACCCCCACCACCGCCCAGCGCUGCCCUGCCACAGUGUCCGCCUGAGCCUCCUAAGCUCCAGUCUGGAGGAGGAGGAGGUGGAAGGAAUGCCCUGUUGGCCGACAUCCACAAAGGAACCAGGCUCAGGAAAGUCGCACAGGUCAACGACCGCAGUGCCCCUGUCGUCGACAAGACCACAUCCAGCACUGAAGAUGCACCCAGCGGUGUUGGUGCUUCUCAGGGUUCGUCAGGAGGGUCGACACCGACGGGACCCUCUUUGGGUGGACUAUUUGCUGGAGGGUUUCCAACUCUCAGGCCUAUAGGACAAAGAGACGUAGCAGGCAAGACCGCGGUGUCUCGAUCGAGCUCAUCGGCGUCCCUGAAGCCGAUGUGGAACGCGCCCGCGUCAGCGGACCCCGAGCCUCACAGGACGGCGGAGCUCCGGGCCGCCGUCCACCGCGUGCUCACCCCUUCGUCCUCUGCUCCUCCGUCCCCCUCUCACAGCGGCAAGCAUCCACCUCCGUUCCCCGCCUCCUCUGCCCCUGUGGCUCCCCCCGUCCCUCCCUCUGCUCCUCCGCCGCCUCCACCUCCUCAAGCCUCCCAGGACCGUCCAGCCAACAGGCCUCCGCCGCUCCCCUCCUGCCCCCCACCUCCACCUCCAUCCCAGGUCACCAAGCCCACCUGGCUUCCCAUCCAGCACUCCCACCACACUUCCAUCUCUCAGCCCUCUACUCCACCUCCACCUCCACCUCCUCCACCUUUCCAUCAUCCUGCCGCUGUCCCAGGGGACCGCUCCUCAGGGUUCUUCUCCCCACGUCCCCCCUCUCCAGUCCACUCCGAACCCUCAAGGCUCCCCAUCAUGCGGGACAACCCCCUUGGACCUCCUCCCCCACCUCCUCCUCCGCCUCUCCCGGCUUCUUUCACCCCCGCCUGCCCAACAACCCUCCCUCCACCACCGCCAAAGAUGGCCCCAGUGCCCUCCCCAGCCAUGCGCUCUCUGCCGCCGUCAUACCCCUGCAACGCUCCCACCCGACGGCCACCUGCUGUGCCCAGAAGUGCAGUUGCAGAUGUCAGACUGCUCUCAUCACCCCUUGUGGCAGGUGCGGGGCGGCUUGCUCCUCCUCCAGCUCCCCCGGCACGUUCCCCCUCCACAGAGUUGUCCACCCGCAUUCCUCCGCCACCACCCCCUCUGCCCCCAUCGGGUAUCAGGAAUGGACACCUGCACAGCAUGGAUGAUUUCGAGUCCAAGUUCCAGUUCCACCCUGUAGAAGAUUUACCUCCCCCUGACGAAUUCAAGCCCUUCCCUCGGAUCUACCCCAGCAAGGAACACAGAGGUAGCGGCCCAGCUCUUGUCAUUUCUCAGCUUCAACCAUCACUAUACAGCCUCAUCCGUUGUCUUUCUCUUCUUCUUUCCCCAUCUCUUACAGUGAACCCCAAACCGCCUGGGAUCAGGACACACCUCAGAUGAGUCGAGGCCUGAUCUUCACCCCCUCCCCACACACACAGCAAAAAGACUAUUGUGUUCCUCUUCCUCAUGACAAUAACACAAUUGCCAUGGACUUACUUGGAUACAAGCCCCGUGUGUGUGUGUUUUGUUUUUUUGUGUUUAGUGCAUUAGUGUCUGUGUGUAUGUUGAGUGUCACACAGGCUCCCCCUCACUAUGUGACCUUUGACCUUUUCCAGUGUGGAAUGUUUUGAAUGUGUGUGAAGAGGAGGGCUCUCCCUACUCAUACUAAUAAACUAUAUACAGACUACACACACACACUACUCUCCAAGGACAGUAUCUUCCAGUAGCUAUAUUUAACAUGACUGUUGACCCAGUUUGUUAUAGCUCAGGCAUUUCAGUAGCUACAUGCAGUACAGAAUAUUUUGAUUUGAUCUCUUGUGAUGCAGUAUAUCUCAAGACAGCCACCUUUUGUCAUGAUGUACAUAGUGGCACUUUUGAAGUCUGAAAUGAACAUUAUCAAACUGUCUUAAGACUGUAAAUAUACAAACUGUGGCCCUGCAACAUCUGUACACUGGAUGUCUAUCUGGGUCCCCGUUAGAAAAAAGCUCUUCUUCCACGGGUCCACCAGAUGUGCACCACCAUAAAUAUAUUACAACAAGCUCUGACAACAUAGUUUUAAAUUGUUGCUGGGGCAUGACUUUGCUAUGUACAGUUGUUUCUGUGUUCCUUCAUUUUGGGAAAUAUAUACAACUAAUAGGUCAGCCUCAAAUUAAAACUCAAUGUGAAAAUGAGAUCGCAGGUGAACACUUCCCAAUUCAUCUGUACAGCAAAGUGUGCUAACCUUGGGUGUCCAUAAAUAAUUGUAUUUAUGUGGUACUGUCCUUUGUUUAUGUGAUUAUUUUUCUAUGUACAGAAAUAAUCUUUAAAAAUUAAAGAUUAAAGGUGAUGUGAAAAUUA
Scophthalmus maximus (turbot) is the source of this 2746-nucleotide messenger RNA. Its product is annotated as WAS/WASL-interacting protein family member 3. Bases 317 to 1810 code for a protein of 497 amino acids. The transcript is spliced from 7 exons. The record is from RefSeq and is a predicted model, not a curated record. Lineage: Eukaryota; Metazoa; Chordata; Actinopteri; Pleuronectiformes; Scophthalmidae. Gene Ontology annotation, molecular function: actin binding.